GAAAUGGUGGCCAGUUUUUGGGCAUGUUACAGAACCGAAUCGGUUUUGGGGUAUAAAUACUAUUCAUUCGAGGAUAACAGCAUCAUUCAGCCUUCUGCAUUUCCCCGGUCAACAGUUUUGAACUGUGCUCAGAUUAGAACAUCAAUAUGGCAUUCAAGAUCUUCGGAUUGCUAGCAUUUGCGGCGGUGGCCGGUGCCCAGAGUGGUAUCGGUUAUUACGGUCAACACCUUCAAAAGCAGGUCGAAGUGCAACCAGAAUAUAGCUACCAGCAACAACCUCAAGUGCAAGAGCAAGAAGAACUCCAAUACCAGCCGCAAACCCAAGUCUACCAGGAGCAACCCCAGCAGGUUCAAAUCCAGCAGCAGCAGAUCCAAAUCCAACAAGUUCAACCUCAGCAGGUGCACUAUCAACCACAACAACAACAAAAACACUACCAUCACCACGAGGAAGAACACCAUGCACCCGCUCACUACCAGUUCACGUACGGAGUCCACGAUGACCACACCGGGGAUGUCCACGGGCAGCAGGAGUCCCGGUCGGGAGAUAAAACCGAGGGUCAGUACUAUCUGAUCGAUGCCGACGGUCACAAGCGGAUCGUAACGUACCAGGUGCACGGAAAGAGUGGAUUCGUGGCUCAGGUUCAGCGGGAACCGAUCAAGGGAUACCAGGCCCCGCAGCAACAUCAGCAGCACUUCCAACAACAGCAUCAUCAUCAUCAGGAGCAGCAGCAACAGCAGCAGGAAUAUUAUGUGAUACUGCUGGUGGCAGCUGUCGGAGCGGCCAGCCUCCAGGAUCGUAGUCGGGAUCAGUCUCAACAACAGCAACAGCAGCGGCAUCCUGCCACCGAUUCUCAAGACCAAAGAAGCGACGAUUCGGUGGGAUACGACUUCUCGUACUCGGUCCACGAUCCCAACACCGGAGAUGUCAAAAGCCAGGAGGAAUCUCGCCGAAACGGAAACGUCCGUGGUCGCUACUCGUGGGUUGAUGCCGACGGAAACCGACAGAUUGUGGACUAUCAGGCUGACGAUCGCAACGGAUUCAACUCGGAACAUCGACAGGAACCAGCUGUCAGACCACGACCAAGCCACGUCCUCGUCCCGGCUCCGCUGUACACCAUUGACACCGUGAUCGCUCCGGUUUGGACAUCGGCAACCCGUUCAGACAACUCCCGAAGCAGAAGCCGCCAGGACCGCAACCGCAGCGAUCAGGAUCGUGAUCAAGACCGGGACCAGCAAGAUCGCGAUCAGCGAAACCAGCGCGACGGUCAGGACAACGAUCGUGAAAACCAACGCAACGAGCAGGACAACCGCGAAGAUCGUGACAGCCGUGACAACCGGGAUAACCGUGACAACCGUGAUAGCCGUGACAACCGCGACGGCCGCGAUAACCGCGAACAGCGUCGGGAUGAUCAGCGCCGGGAUGAGCAACAGCAGCGCCAGCGUGGUCGUGACGAGCGAAGCCGUGGACGUGACUCGCAUGCCCAGUCCGAGGUGCGAUUCCAAGCUGCCGAUGUUGCGUACCACAAUCAUCUUGAAAUGGCUUUCAAAUUCGCCGCCGUGUUUGCCGUCCUAGCCGUGGCCAGUGCCGGCGUUGUUCCGGUGCAGCAGCUGCACACGCAGUACCACGAACCGGCCGCGCACAUCGCGUACCACCAGCCCCAACCGGCCCUGAUCAAAACCGUGGCCCAACCGACGCUCGUGAAGACCUACGCGCAACCCACCCUGGUGAAGACGAUCUCCCAGCCAACGCUGGUGAAACAGGUCGAAAUUCACGACGAUCACAACGCCCAGUACGACUUCUCGUACGGAGUGCACGACGAGCACACCGGAGACAUCAAGAGCCAGCACGAGACCCGCCACGGAGAUCAGGUCCAAGGCCAGUACAGUCUGAUCGAUUCUGAUGGCCACAAGCGCACCGUGGAGUACACCGCUGACGAUCACAACGGAUUCAACGCCGUGGUGCACCGGGAGCCAACCGAAUUCAAGGUGCCCCAGCCAGUGCAGAAGAUCGCCAUCGCUCAACCGGUUACCAAAGUGAUUGCCCAGCCGGCUUAUGUUGCAGCGGCACCAGUCCAUGCGCACUACCACGAAGCUCCGGCGCACCACUACUAAGGAAGACAUACGAUAAUGAUCACGUGGUAAUUAAAUAGUUGUUUGCAUUUUUAGCAUUCCGUUUUCGAUAGGUACAAAUAAAUUACUCAAUAAAUGAUACAAAACACUUUUAUAAAUUUGAA
Messenger RNA from Culex pipiens pallens (northern house mosquito), 2233 nucleotides. RefSeq lists its product as uncharacterized. Gene Ontology annotation, cellular component: extracellular matrix. The coding region runs from base 147 to 2111 and encodes 654 amino acids. The transcript is spliced from 5 exons. The record is from RefSeq and is a predicted model, not a curated record. Lineage: Eukaryota; Metazoa; Arthropoda; Insecta; Diptera; Culicidae.